Messenger RNA from Cordyceps fumosorosea ARSEF 2679, 1146 nucleotides. Its product is annotated as cyclin. Bases 1 to 1146 code for a protein of 381 amino acids. The record is from RefSeq and is a predicted model, not a curated record. Gene Ontology annotation, biological process: regulation of cyclin-dependent protein serine/threonine kinase activity. NCBI's taxonomy places the organism in Eukaryota, Fungi, Ascomycota, Sordariomycetes, Hypocreales, Cordycipitaceae. Gene Ontology annotation, cellular component: cyclin-dependent protein kinase holoenzyme complex; nucleus. Gene Ontology annotation, molecular function: cyclin-dependent protein serine/threonine kinase regulator activity; protein kinase binding. The transcript has a single exon.
AUGGCUCCCUCGAGAAUGCUCACCGAUCAGGAGAUCAACAAGAUCGCUCUCGAACAGUUUGUCCACUACAAAGUCAGCCCCGAAAUGAUUUCCUACCUCGCCCUCGCCGCGCACAACGUCAUUCCAUGCGAUUCCGCCCUCAUGCCCAUGCAAAAUGACGGUGGUUCUCACCGAAACGGCCCUCCCACCCCGCCCGAGAGCCCCGAUUCCGCUCCCGUCAUGCCUGCCGACGGCGGCCUGCCCAGUGUUGAGGAAUUCAUCACUAAGCUCGUUGUCCUGUCUAAUGUCCAGGUCCCGACACUCAUGUGCACCCUCGUCUACCUCACCCGUCUCAAAUCCAAGCUUCAGCCUAUGGCUCGGGGCCUCCGAUGCACCACCCACCGCAUCUUCCUAGCUGCUCUCAUCCUCGCCGCCAAGUACCUCAACGACUCCUCCCCCAAGAAUAAGCACUGGGCCAGCUACACCUUCCACAACCACGCGGAGUAUGUCUUCGGUUUCAGCUGCAACGAGGUCAACCUCAUGGAGCUGCAGCUCCUCUUCCUUCUCAAAUGGGAUCUUCACAUGGACGAGGAGGACCUCUACCGCGAAUUCGACGGGUUCCUCGAGCCUAUCCGCCACGAAGUCAGGCACGAACACAUCAAGCGCAUGCGCCAGAAGCAGCGUCGCCAGAAGGAGAUGUAUGCUGCCGCUGCGGCUGCCGCCGCCGCCGCCUCGGCUCGCUAUCCCAGCCCGCCCACAUCCCGACACGCGAGCCCCGAUUCCCGUCUGGCCGCUGCUCGUGCCGGCUCCAUCUCGCCGCCGGGCCUGACCUACAGCAGCUCGGCAAGCUCGUAUGCCUCGUCGGUCGCUUCUACCUCGAGCAGACAACACUCGCGCUCCACCACGCCACUGGAAUCUGAGACGGACCCCUUUGCGUAUCAUGAGUUCCUCGACGACAGCCUCUACGACUCCCCGGUCGACGUGUCCAUGGACAAGGAGUUGUUUACCGCCUCGACCCGCAACCUCAAGCCCACGCCCAGCAGCCUUCGUCUUGAAGAAACGGCCAACGAGCAGUAUCGGCAACUUUACGACGUCAGCAAUCGGAAGCGUCAGCGCCGCGGCGUGUGGGCCCGUUUGCUUGGUGGUGGUGCAGUGACCGUGCGAUGA